Paramacrobiotus metropolitanus is the source of this 1239-nucleotide messenger RNA. RefSeq lists its product as uncharacterized. The record is from RefSeq and is a predicted model, not a curated record. The transcript is spliced from 4 exons. Bases 516 to 881 code for a protein of 121 amino acids. Lineage: Eukaryota; Metazoa; Tardigrada; Eutardigrada; Parachela; Macrobiotidae.
CGUGUACGGAUCUGUGCAGUCUACGAAGAAAAUAUUUUUACGGACUAGAAAGUUGUGCUGGAUUUAAACGCUUAAAUUACCUCACUGUAGCAUUUGAUUUUGCCCGUGAACGUGUGAAAGGUCACAAAAGCAUACUGCUUUUUGCCGUUUAUUCCUUGAUUCCGCUUUAAUUCAAUGUAUUCGCUGUAUUUUUGCCUUGGAUUUCCUUACUGAUUUAUUCAUGGGUUUAUACAUUUCCUCCUCUCUUCUGCCUCCCUGGAUUUCGGCAUUUUGCUGGUUGCUGCAUCUUGAUAGUUUGGAACGCGAAGUUUGCUGGGCUUUCUUGUUUGGUGUCCAUGUUUACUCUACUGUCUAUGCCAUUGUGACGUGAACGACUCUUCUUCGCAUAUUCUGAUUUUCCUCAAUUAAGCUCUCUUCCAAUCCGAAGAAAGCUCACUACUGACCGGUGAACUGCGUUGUUCCCAAGUUGCAAAUCAGCUUUUUGCCCUACUUCCAAAAUCGCAUCGCCACCGAGAAUGUCAGCCACUGCUGUUGAAAUGCAGACGUCACCCGUGACCUUCCCGCUGUCCAUCGGGCAUCGGCUGGAUACGAUCCGUACUGCGGCCGAAAUGAAAUGGAGUUCAAAUUGGUCCACGCCAGCGAGGCCGGAAGGACGAAAGGUCACUGCCGGUCAGCGCGACCGCAUUCCAAAGGUCCUGCUGUCCAUCGAGCGCAAACCGAAGCCCAGCGUUCCCAAGGACACCGAACGCAAACAUCCGGUUAAUGAGGUCCAGCAGACACCGGAGAAGGUCACCGCCGCGAAGGAUCCACAAGCCGAGGAGAAAGCUUGGGGUCCCCUGUUCAAAAGCCGCGAGCACUUUACGGAGAUGCAUCUGUGCUGAACGGCGCUGCUUUUGCAUGAUUGAUUUUAAUUUGCAAGCCAGUUAAACUUUACUCGUAUAUACAUAAUAUAGAGUAUAUCACUUCAAAGAGCCGGCGUAUUUUUGCGGCACUUACAUGUUAUUUCUUCUUGUUGCGCAUAAUAAUAUCUUAUUAUUCUACAGUACUACUGGCUGUAUCAAUUAUGUUCUAUGAGUACAGUAAUAACUAUGAGCAAUGUUUUACGGGAAUUCAUUUUUAUAUGUUUCCUACUUAGUUCUAAAUGCAUGUAACCAAUAUUUCGGUGCGUGAAUUAGUAAUCUACAUACUCUGAUUAUGCAUACAGUACACAUAAUUAUAAUAAAUACUAGCGCAUCCCAA